This is a messenger RNA of Laetiporus sulphureus 93-53, 1392 nucleotides long. RefSeq names its product Adenylosuccinate synthetase. The coding region runs from base 94 to 1392 and encodes 432 amino acids. Gene Ontology annotation, cellular component: cytoplasm. The transcript has 8 exons. Gene Ontology annotation, molecular function: GTP binding; adenylosuccinate synthase activity. Lineage: Eukaryota; Fungi; Basidiomycota; Agaricomycetes; Polyporales; Laetiporaceae. The record is from RefSeq and is a predicted model, not a curated record. Gene Ontology annotation, biological process: 'de novo' AMP biosynthetic process; IMP metabolic process.
UUUCUUUUCUCGAUCUCUUAUCGGUCUCCAGAGCGACUUCGGCCGGUGAGCAGCGCUCAGCACUCGUCGUGCUCCUCUUCUCACCUCACCCUCAUGAGCGUGUCCGUGGUGCUCGGCUGUCAGUGGGGCGACGAGGGCAAGGGCAAGCUUGUCGACAUCCUCGCCGCCGACGCUGACAUCUGCGCGCGCUGCGCGGGCGGAAACAAUGCCGGUCACACCAUCGUCGUCCCCAUCGGCCCCAAUCAGGUCAAGAUGACCUUUGCGUUCCACCUACUCCCAAGCGGUCUGGUGAACCCGAAGUGUACGGGACUGAUCGGGACUGGCGUCGUCGUGCAUGUGCCGUCGUUUUUUGCCGAGCUGGAUGCUCUGCAGGCAAAAGGGCUGGAUUGCUCGAAUCGCCUGUUCAUGUCCGAUCGCGCGCAUCUAGUCUUUGACUUUCAUCAGAUUGUCGAUGGGCUGAAAGAAGCUGAGCUCGGUGGCUCGAGCAUCGGCACGACGAAGAAGGGCAUCGGCCCGGCUUACUCCUCCAAGUCCUCGCGAUCCGGCCUGCGUGUGCAUCAUCUAUUCGACCAUGAGCUCUUUGCCGAAAGGUUCCGCAGGCUCGUAGAGGGGCGUUUCAAGCGCUAUGGGCACUUCGAGUACGAUACGGAGGGCGAAAUUGCGCGGUACAAAGUCCUUGCUGAGCGUCUCCGCCCAUACGUUGUCGACGGCGUCGUCUUCAUUCACAAGGCGCUCUCAUCAGGCAAGCGCGUUCUUGUCGAGGGCGCCAACGCGGUCAUGCUCGACAUCGACUACGGCACCUACCCAUACGUGACGUCUUCGUCCACCACCAUCGGUGGAGUGUGCACGGGUCUUGCGAUCCCGCCCAAGCUGAUUGGGACCACCGUCGGCGUGAUGAAGGCGUACACGACGCGUGUCGGCGGCGGGCCGUUCCCGACUGAGCAGCUGAACGACAUUGGCGUGCACUUACAGGAGGUCGGGAAAGAGUAUGGAUCGACGACUGGGCGCCGGAGGAGGUGUGGCUGGCUGGACCUCGUGGUGAUGAAGCACUCGUACCUCGUCAAUGGCUACGACACGCUGAACCUGACCAAGCUCGACGUGCUCGAUGACCUUGCAGAGAUCAAGAUUGCCGUGAAGUAUCUCGUUGAUGGCAAGGAACUCGAGGGCUUCCCUGCUGACCUGGAGUUACUCUCGAGAGUCGAAGUUGUCUACGUCACGCUCCCAGGCUGGAAGACGUCGAUAGCAUCUGCAAAAUCCAUCGCUGAUCUCCCGGGGAACUGCAAGAAGUACGUUGCGUACAUCGAGGAGUUCUUGAAUAUACCGAUUGAAUGGAUCGGCGUCGGGCCGGGGAGAGAAAGCAUGUUGCAGAAGAAGGGACGAUUAGUGCUGUAG